Molecule: messenger RNA, 872 nt
Organism: Rhipicephalus sanguineus (brown dog tick)
Lineage: Eukaryota; Metazoa; Arthropoda; Arachnida; Ixodida; Ixodidae
Exons: 5
Coding region: 174-836 (220 amino acids)
Source: RefSeq, a predicted model, not a curated record
UAAAAGAGCCUGACGUCCGCGAAAGAAACCGCUCCGCAAGACGCCUUCUCCAAACUUUGAGAUUGUCCCCGCGGCUAUCAGCGGACGUUGAUCUUGAAACCACUACAAGGAGAGCGCAUCACAGACACCGCCGGCCAGUAGAUAUCAAGACGUCCAGACCUCAACAUCUCGAGAUGAUGUCCUUGCGCAGUGCAGCGGUGCUUUUGCUUGCAGUCUACGCCUACGCAAGUCCCGGCCACAUCGACUUCGUGCUGGAUCAGCUGCUGACCAGCGCCGGCGUAGACGUGCUUCCGCUUCCGGACAUCUCGUUCGACGUGGACAACCAGCACAACUGGACAUUCGCGGGCUACGUCGAGUUUCACCUGCAGAACGGUACAUUGGUCAACCUUCGCAGAAGAGUGCGACGAAUCGGAGACUGCGGACUGCGCGGAGACCAGGAAAACGGCGCCCCCUUUGUCGAGCUCUGGUGCAACUUGAACCUACGGGGUGUCGUCGCUCAUUACGACGUCGAGGUAAUCGUCGACGACCGAUCCAACACGGUGGUCGCUGAACUGCUCGUCGACACCGGCAACAUCUACUUCAAGCUCGAGGCACGCCAGGACAACUGCACAGAAUGUUCGCAAAUUACGGAUUUCCAGGUGACCGAGGUGACAGCCAGAAUGAAGCCUCUGGCACAAGACAUGGAUUACCUCGCCGAAGUCAGGCAGAAGUUUGAAAGCGAAGUAGUCUCUCGGGCACCGAGGCACAUAUCCUACGCAUUCAGCACGGCGUACAAGCGGGCGCUGGCUGAUAAGAUCUCCCCGUUGAAAGCCACAGACUUCACUGAUCUAGCCUAGAAUAAGACAGGGGAAUUUCGAAUCUGUAUCUAUAAC